AUGCCGAUGAUGCUUCAGCAGUCGGAUGGCUUCUCGCAGCAAGAAAUGCAAGAAAUCAAGGCCACCUUCAAGAAGUUCGAUGAGGACACCAGCGGCGACAUCGACGUCUGCGAGCUCGCGGAGAUGUUGCGGUUCCAGGGCCACGCGGCCUCCAUCGACGAGGUGCGUCGCUUGCAUGCGCGGGUGGACUUCAACGGCAGCGGCGCAUUGGACCUCGCGGAGUUCGUGCGCUUCAUGCGACUCCACCGAGAGGAGCUGCUGGAGUCUGUGAGGGAGGCCUACGAUGCAUUGAAAGACUCCAGCACUGAUCGUUUGGGUCCUGAGCGCCUGCUGUUGGCCAUCAACAAGCUCGAGUUCGCCCGCGAGGAUCGGAGGAUAGACGUGGAGCCCUACAUGCCCACCGUGCCACAAGACUUUGAUGGCUUUGUCACCAUCUGCGACCGGGUGCGGGAGGCCCAGGUGGCGGUGGACCGAAAGCGUGCGGGCUUCUCGGACAAGGAGAUCGAGCACUACUGGGCACUUUUCACUUCCUACGACAUGAAGAAGACGGGUGUGCUCUCCAUGGAGGAGUGCACCAAUUUGCUGAGCAAUCUCAGUUUUCACGUGCGCACCGUAGAGGAGCAGCAAGAGCUGAAGCAGAUGCUGCACCAGGCCAAGACUCUGGCCGAAAAAGCGGGAGCUGACGUGUGCCAGGAAUCUGGCAGCGUCAGCUUCUACGUCCUGCUGCAACUGCUUCAGGCGCUCUUCGUGAACCACGAGCGGGAGCAAGAAGCCCAGCUCGUGCAGGUGGCAGACGAAGCUGGGUUCACCAUGAGCGAGGUCACUGAGUUCAACGACAUUUUCAACCAGUAUUGGCUCAACGAGCUGGAACCAGGGGAGGCGGACGACCCCACCAACCGCCUCCGGAAGAAGACGGUCUCCAGGAGCUCGGUGUACAAGUUGCUGCGGGCUAUGGGGAUCCGACUGGACCACCACUCCAAGGAGCAGGUGGACCGGCAAGUCCAUCACUACAGUGGGGACCGUUGCAGCUUCAAUGGCUUCCUGAAGCUCAUGCGCUGGAUGGUGGAAGUGAACUUUGCGUCGAUCAACUCCGUGGCGCAUGCCUUCAUGCGCCUCUGGUUUCUGCUGCCGCUGGGCACUUGUGCCUGCAGCCGUUGGUGGCGACGGAAGCAUGAUGGAUUGGUGCUGCAGGCAGGCGUUUGCCCCUGGGAUGCGGGCGGCUCUCUGUGGGGCGAGCUGCAGGUGCCUGGCCAAGACGCGUCGGAGUUUGGAAAGAUCAGCCGCGACAGCAUCACCGUGGAACUGCAAAGAGGCCAAAGCAGUUUCUACGAGUUGGCGGAGCUUGCGGGCGAGGAAGUCGCGAUGCUUUUCGCGGCGAACGGCCGGAGGUGUGAGAAGCCGAAGCCGACCAGGAAAGUGGUGUGCACGCCUUUUGCCCCGCAGGCCGACUUGAGCGGCUUGUCCAACCAGAUCGGGGAAAAGUUCUGCGAUCAUCCCGAGGCCAAAGAAGCCCGGGCCUUGUUUUGCCGCUACCCUCCCCGCUUCUAUGGCCAUGCGGGGAUCUGCAAGAUGCACGCCCAGUUCUGUCCUUUCGAGGAGUUGCAGGAUGAGAGGGAUGCCGAAGUGAUCGAGACGGCGGUGGUAAAUAUUGACUCCGACACCUUCUACUCCAUGGAGGAGUGCGGGGUGUUCCAGAAGGAGCUUUGGAUAUUCAAGGUCUUUGUGCAUUGGUGCCCCCACUGCCAGCAGCUCAUGCCGCAGCUGUACCGCCUGGCGCUACUGCUGCGCCGAGCCAAGACACGUCUUCGCUUCGGCGCUGUGAAUUGCGCCAGCGAGGAGAAGCUUUGCGCAGAGCAACGCUGGCCUGGGCACCCGCUGCUGGUGGCGAGGUACUUGGGCAGUGACCUCGUCGUGCACCAGGCGGUGGAGCAUUGGGUGGAGGCUGUGAAGGAUGCCCAGCUACGGCAGAUGCUGCCGCGGUAUGCUCUGCCCGGGGAGUUCCCGGUCUUGAAGCUUUUGCUGGAGCAGCUUCCGGAGAGCUUCGCACCACCUGAGAUAUGGUCACCUCUGUUCGAGACGGAGACAUCGCAGUCUGGCGCCUGCCCCAAUCUCACAGCCUUGCACCCAGAGCAUCCUGAGGACCUAGAGGCCGCGGGCAAUGGCUGGCACGACGUGGAGAGAAACUUCACCGCACGCAGGCGCUGGGGAGAUGCGCUGCUCAUGCUGCGACACAUCUUUCAGGAGUGGAUCGUUCCUCUCGGGGACGAUGGCAAUGUAGAGGCCUUCUCUUAUGAGCAGCUGCGGGUGGUCGAGGCAUGGGUCGCCCUUCUUGUCAACAACCUGCCAGCUGCAUUUGGUAUCCACGAGGCCCUCCACAGCCUGCGCCGACAGCUCUCCUCGCGCCUUCGGGCGGCCCAAACGCUCCAGGGCGCCUGGCUGUGCGCAGACGAGUGGAAGGCUAUGCGCAGCGAGCUGCUGACGAGCAUCGUGGAGGUGGGGCAGCGCAGCUUCGUUGAGGAGCCGUCCACGUGCGCCACGGAGACCUGUCGCCUCUGGGCCUUGCUCCACGUCUUGGCCUCGGAGGGCUUGAGAUCGGCUCGGCCGGAGGCGCCGGAGCCGCUGCUGCGUGGAAUCCACGGCUUCUUGGAGCAGUUCUUCAAGUGCCACUACUGCCGCCGGCAUUUCCUGGUGACCUUCCAGCAAGGCGCCUACGGGCGAGACCUGGCCUUCCAGUCCCCACAGGAGCUGGUGCUUUACCUUUGGCGCUUCCACAACGCCGUCUCCGUCCGAAUUCUGAACGAGCAUGGCUGCCGCGCCGAUCGCCGCUGGCCGCCGGUUUCUUUGUGCCCGGCCUGCUGGGAGGAAAGCGAGGAGGACUGGGAGGUGACGGCCGGGACCUGGCGGCUCCGGCCCAAAGAGCCGGCGGUGCUGGAGUUCCUGCAGCGCAGCGCCAAGCGCGGGAGCUUCCCCGUGCUGGUCCCCAAGGGCAACUCGCUGGUGCUUGACCUGCGAUGGAAGCAAGAAGAGCUGAUCGACAGCUUGGAUGACGAGCUCUACUUCGAAAUGGUACGCUGGGCCGAAGAGAAGCCAUCUGCCCGCUACAUUACUGUUGAUGUCAGCGGCAUGGGCAUUGAUGCUGGCGCCAUGGAACUGCUGGUGAGUUUCUUGAGGCGCUUGCAUCAGGCCACCCCACCAACGCACGUGCGGAGUUUGCGCUGCUACGACAAUUGGCUGGGGGACGAGGGCGCGAAGCCCAUCGCACAGCUGAUUUGCCACCAGCCGCGGCCGCUCAUGGAGCUUCACCUAAGCGGCACCGGGAUGACCGAGUUGGGCAUCGCCACGGUGGUGCUGUCCUUUUGCUCCAUGCCCGAGGUGUACCCCUUCCAGAACCGAGGCCACUGGACAGGCUGCUGGCUCCGCCUGGAGAACAACCAAGUCACUGCGCCUGAUACGCUCCUCACCGCCCUCCGCGCUACAAAGCUCGACGGGCCUUCCGCACGCGUGAUGAGCUUGACCCGGCUGGAGCAAGAAUGGAGCCGCGACAAGAGCCCAGACUGGGCGACGUCUGCGGAGGUGACGCCGCAGGUGCUGUUGUAUUUACUUCACGAGUCAGCCUAUCCGGGCACGCCCAAGGAGAACGCCCCCGCCAAGAUGUGGGCGCGGCAGGCGGUUUCCCAGGCGCUGGAAGCUUUGAAAGGCGGGCCAGACGAGCAAUCGCCUCCUCCAGUGGUGGUGGCACGAUGGACGGCAACGCAGACGCAGACGCAGCCUGCCGAAAGCACGAGGAGGCCCAUUCCGGCAACGUCCAGGGUGAAGUGGGUACCGAAAGUGCCGACGGCCGACGGCACCGCGCCCAAAGCGGGCGAGGCUUCAAACCCGGCAGCCGCGCUUCCGGCGGCGAAGCAGCCGUCGGAAGCGGAGCCGCAGGCGGGCGAAGCGGAAGCGGCGGCGAAGCCGGGCGCGGUGAAGGCCAGGGUGGGCGACGCAGCCAAGGCAGCAAUCGCAAGGGCUCUGGCGGCUGAAAGGGUAAGUUCCGAGAAGCCCAAGUCGCCGGCCAAGGCGAAAGCUAAGGCGGCAUUGCCAUCCAAGGCUUCCUCAGGUUCGGCAUGGGUGGUGGUCGGCAAAAAUCCGCCAGCUCAGACUGACAGGGCCUCAGUGGGUAGGCCAUGCGGGGCAUCGGCAGCUCAAGCGCCAGCCUCCGCGAAGCCGGCGCCCAACGGGGAGGCGCCGUUCCCCGCGGCGGAAAUGUCCAGCAGGCCACCUGAGGAGCUGCAGGACUUCUCCUCCAGUAGCAAGGAGGGCAAGGAGAUGAAUUCGGGGUUCGAACCCCAAGCUCUUCAGGAGCAACCGCCGAAAGAGGCCACGGAAAUUGUGCAGCGGGACACAUCGGCGGAACCGGAACGGAGGUGCGCUCAAUGUGAGCUCAAGACGCGGCUGGGCAUGGUACCUUUGCACCAGGCGCUGCUGGACAAUUGGCAGAGCGGCCUCACAGUGGCCCUGGUCAGCGUGCCCCUGUCCAUCUCCCUGGGCAUCGCAUCGGUUGCUGGAGGGGACCCCAGCGCCCCUUUGAUGGGCGUUGCCACGGCCUUCUGGGGCGGGCUCUGUGCUUCGAUGUUCAGCUCCAGCGACUUCAACAUCAUCGGCCCGGCAGGCGCUCUUAGCGGCAUGCUCCAUGCGGCCACCAUCAAGUUCGGAAGCACGCAGGUGCUCCCGUACUUGUCUAUGGUGUCGGCAGCCAUCAUCCUCGUAAUUUAUCUCCUCGGCUUUCAACGCUACCUCCUGCUGAUGCCCACCGCAGUCUUUGAAGGCUUCACCUUGGCAGUGGCCAUUAUCAUCGGCUGCGGUCAGCUGGAAAUGGCCUUGAACCUCACCCCGGACGGCCCGAAGUCCGAGCACUUCCACGAGAACCUGGUCCGAUCCUUGGAGGCCCUGCACGGCUACAGCUUCGCCCCGGCGCUGCUCUUCUUCCUGGUCACCGGGCUGCUGCUGGUGUUGGUGAAGUAUUGCAGCAAGUGCAAGGGGAGACCCAUCCCUUGGACUGUGCUGCUGCCGGUGUUCACGAUCUUGCUGGGCUAUUUGUCCGACACUGGCAGGCUGGGGGGCAUUAUCCUGCCCACGCUGAAGGACAAGUAUGGGACGUUGCAGGCGCGCAUCGUUGCACCUCCUACAGAGCCGCUGUCUAACUUUCCAACCUUUGACUUGCUUCGCACAGCCUUUGGAGUAGCCUUUGUUGCUGUCCUGGAGACGCUGAUCUCGGCAAAGAUUGCAGAGCAGAGGAUGAAUUACCCCUUCAACAGCGCUCGGGAGACGCUGGGCUUGGUGGUAUGUCAUGCAGUGUGCGGCGCCGUAGGUGCUUUGCCACCAACUGGCGUCUUUGUACGCACCUCACUGAAUGUGCAGCUAGGAGCUACCCAUCGGGUCUCACAGAUGAUGAAUGCCAUCGCGGUGCUUUUGAUCUUCGCGGUGGCCAUGCCUGUGUUCUCCUACCUCCCGCAGGCCGCCGUGGCAGCACUGCUGGUCUUCGCCUCCAUCAAGAUGGCGCCCAUCAGCUACAUCGCCAUGCUUUGGCGCAACGAUCGCAGGAGCUGCUUCCUGCUGGUGAUGACCACCUCCAUCUGCGUCUUUUUGGACCCGGUCUACGGGCUCAUCGUGGGCAUGGUGGUAGCGCUGCUGCGGGACGCUGCGGAGACGGCGCGGGCGGAGAGCCGGGUGACCUUGGACAAGGCGGUGGCUGAGGUCAGCGAGACGGGGACCCCGCUCAGUCAGCUCACCGGACCCCUCUCCAAGUGGGCUACAGCUGGUUUCGACCACGGGGCCAACCUGGCGGUGGAACCGGCGCCCCUGAAGUCACUGAAGCGGGUGCUGUGGCGCUUCGCCUGCGGCAAGCCUGCCAAGCAGCAUGACAACGAGCUUCACAAGCAUGACUUCGAGAGCGUGGUGCUGUAUGAGCCCAUGGGCUCCAUGACGUUCCUGUGCGCCAGCAAGCACCUCUCCCGGCUGCAGGCCCUGGCCAGCAAGCAGCCUCAUGGCAUCAUCAUCUCCUUGGAGCACGUGACGCGUAUCGACAUCGAUGGAUCGCAGCACUUGGCCAAGGCCGCUGCGGAGCUCCAGGGCUUAGGCUGCAAGCUGGCGGUGGUGGCGCCCGACUUCCUGCUGCAAGGCCCGGUGCUGAAGAAAGCAGCUUGGGUGCAGGAGCUGCAAGCAGAAGGCCAACUCUUCGGGACGUUGGCAGCUGCCAGGGCGGAGCUGGCUGAGAUGUCAGACUCGGUGUGA
This is a messenger RNA of Effrenium voratum, 6273 nucleotides long. Lineage: Eukaryota; Dinophyceae; Suessiales; Symbiodiniaceae. The record is from the annotation of a GenBank genome assembly.